AUGUCAACUACAACAGUCCAUUCGGUUUUUUCAUAUGCUAUCAAGUUGAUUUUUGGGAUUGAGAACCUGCUUAAGCACCAAUGGGCUAAUUCAAGACUAAAUCAGCAGCAUGAAAACGACCAAGGAAAGUUCAACCCCGAUUAUAUUGCAUAUGUCAAAGUAAGAUCGAUCAGGCACGAUGUUACAAUCGCAGAAGUAAAGCCAACAAAUGCUGGUUCAGGAAGGCCCCCGUCAGACCUCGUAAAGCUCGGACAGCAGAUGAAGGUCAUGCUCAAUAAUUUGGUAAUCUAUCGUAUCGACCCUCCUACCGUAUGCGGUAUUCUAGUUGAAGGAAGUCAUUGCUCAUUGUACAAAAUGAAUCGAUGGGCAAUCAUUUCUAUCCUAUGCACCAGGGUCACAUUUUUUAUUUUUACAACUAAAUGGUGUUGCUCUCUUCGUUCUGACUUUGCAGUUCCAUUACGGAAGUCUCUUAGAUCCCGAACUAUCGCUCUAGAUAGAGCCAAGAAACGCGAGUCUAAUGAACUUACAAGGGCAAAAGGAAAGCGUAGAUUUGAAGAAGCGGUACCUAUGUCCUGGGUGCACGAAGAUACCUGUACAUUUUCCAUGGUGAAAGAAUCGAACGAUUAA
Mucor mucedo is the source of this 627-nucleotide messenger RNA. RefSeq lists its product as uncharacterized. The record is from RefSeq and is a predicted model, not a curated record. Bases 1 to 627 code for a protein of 208 amino acids. The transcript has 5 exons. Lineage: Eukaryota; Fungi; Mucoromycota; Mucoromycetes; Mucorales; Mucoraceae.